AGUCAACAUCGUGUCUAAUUUCACUCUUACACUCCCUCCUUUCCCCUUUCUUCACAUCGUCCUUACUUCUAUAGUCUCCUUUGUGAUCAUAUUCUUGGAAAUCUCGAUAUUCCUCCGCCCUAUUUGACUCUUGCGAGAAAUUGUCCGUGUCCUGUUGGCAGCCAACGCACGGUGCAAGUCACCCCUCCUCGUGGCGGUAGUGAAGACCUCUUCUCCCAGACUUUGUCUCAAAUCUUCUACAACCCUGCUUUUGUUGUUGCGGUCUAACUCGCCAUGGACUCGAUGAGAUCCCUGAAUACGUCGUUGCCGAGCUCAACGCCUCGUCCGCAGCCCCCUGAGCAGCUUCUUCAAUCGUUCAAGGCUGCCGCCCUCUCCGUCACCAAUCUUUACAAGAAUGCUGUUUUUGAACAGGCUCAGGCCAAGCAGGCAGGCUACCAAGAAGCAAUUGAAGAUCUCUUGCACUUCCUAGACCGGGAAAAUCUCGGAUUAUGUGAUGGAGAGGGCUGGAAGGUUCGACAGUGGGCCACGGAACGGAGCGAUGGCAUUGGCGCUCAUAGCGACGACGACGAGGUUGAGAAACAAACCAGAGGCACAACCCCUGCUGCCGUCCGCAAGGCACAGCCCGAAUCUGAACCGACACGUCAAGCAACCAAGUCAACAUCUCCCUCAGUGGACGAGCCGAGAGCCCCGCCACCUCAAGCCUCCUCACCACCGUCGUCUCCUCCAUCGUCCGAAUCCAACACCUUCGACAGACCUACGAUCUUUACCUUUACCGCCGGACCAGCUUUCCCACCCGAGCAGGAUAUGGAUGUGCAGCCCUCAGACAAUUCAACUCCUUCAUCUCAAGACGGCGCCCCCGUCAGCGUUUCAGUACUGCCUCGAAACUCGCGGCAGCAACCUCGGCAUAACAACUUCUCGCGAUCAACUCCUCGAUCAUCCACCCGCGAGUCUUCCGUCGGCCUUGGUUCGAAACGCAAGCUCACAGUGCCCGAUUUUUUCGAUUUAUCUGGACUUGGGAAUCGAGAUCUGUUCGGGGGCGGCAAGCGGGGUCGCUAUACCUGAAAGAAUGUUGUAUCGACGAUCAGACGAACUUCAUAUUCCUAUGGUUACGCAGCGGCUAUUAGUGCAUUGAUCAUUUUCUUCUUGUUCAUCCUGGUGCAUGUGUCGGAGUCUUGCAUGUGGCUCCUAGGCCACGGUCAUUUACUUCUCUUUUUGUUCUCGCCCUCUUCCUAUCUCUUCGAUUGUAUUUUCUUUCUUUUCAUUUUCUUCUUACUCUUUCCUUUUCUGCUUCAGAAUCAUGAAAUUUAUAGACGUUAACAGGCUCUGGCGAUACCCCACGAGGCAGCUCGUGUCAAUGCUAAUCGUAUGAA
This is a messenger RNA of Aspergillus saccharolyticus JOP 1030-1, 1370 nucleotides long. RefSeq lists its product as uncharacterized. The coding region runs from base 274 to 1062 and encodes 262 amino acids. The transcript has a single exon. The record is from RefSeq and is a predicted model, not a curated record. NCBI's taxonomy places the organism in Eukaryota, Fungi, Ascomycota, Eurotiomycetes, Eurotiales, Aspergillaceae.